Molecule: messenger RNA, 2745 nt
Organism: Marasmius oreades (fairy-ring Marasmius)
Lineage: Eukaryota; Fungi; Basidiomycota; Agaricomycetes; Agaricales; Marasmiaceae
Exons: 3
Coding region: 101-1705 (534 amino acids)
Biological process (GO): regulation of transcription by RNA polymerase II
Cellular component (GO): nucleus
Molecular function (GO): DNA-binding transcription factor activity, RNA polymerase II-specific; RNA polymerase II cis-regulatory region sequence-specific DNA binding
Source: RefSeq, a predicted model, not a curated record
UGCCCGCCCGCGAGACCCAUUUUCUAUACCGCCCGAUCGAAAUACUUCCCCUCCCCCCCGCCGAUCACCUUCAAGCGCCCACAAUCCUCUAGGCAAGAAUAUGCCUGCAGAAAGGUCAAGGGCGUCUAGGCGCAGUGGCGCCGACGGCAACCAGUUAGUGUGGACGAUGCCUGUUGAGCCUACUACGCCCGGCGGGAUUGCUUUCGCUACCAACGUCACCCCAAUCACUUUCAAUGAACCUGUAACGGAUAAGGAACUGCAACUGUUUCCCUCUGUUGACGAUCCGGCAUCUCCUCGACGUCCUGCUCACUCGAAGAAGAAGCCUGAAAACCACAUUCCACGACCUCCCAACGCGUUCAUCCUCUUCCGGUCCUCGUUCAUCAAGGGUCAGCAUGUUUCAACAGAAGUGGAGACCAAUCACUCUACCUUGUCAAAAAUCAUCGGAUUGACCUGGCAAAACUUGCCGGAGGACGAGCGUCAGGUAUGGCAUGUGAAGGCAAAACAGGCGCUCGAUGACCAUAAGCGCAAGUUCCCACAAUAUGCCUUCAGGCCGCUACAUUCUAAAGGGAAAGGCGGGACGGAGAAACGGAAGGUUCGGGAAGUUGGUCCGAAGGAUCUCAAACGGUGUGCUAAGAUAGCGGAACUAUUGGUUGAAGGAAAGAAGGGACAGGAUCUCGACGCUGCUAUCCAGGAAUUUGAUAAACACCACGUCCCCGAGAUUGUUACUCGUUUCGAGGCUCCCAUCACUGAACAUUCAUUCCGGCGAUUCACAUCUGAUUCUACCAUCGAUACCGACAUAGAGGACGAUCCUACUGACACGAGAGCAAGUUCCCCCAUACCCCCGCCUUCUCGUUCACGCUCACCGUCGAAGGCCUUGUCGAGAUCGCCAAGCUCACGUAGUAUUUCGCGCCGUAGCAAACGUUCAGUAUCUCCCGAUCUCCCGCCCUUGGUAGAUCCUCCGCCUGACUAUCUAGAGGAGCCAAUAGACGGUACAAAUGCGUCUCCCACUGUAAUCAUCAAUGAUUCGUAUUCGUUCUCUUCGAAACCGAAUCCCUCAUUUGACCCCAACACAUUCUCUUAUAACCAGACCCCCGAUUCCUCACCUCUGCCUUCGGCAGCUCAAAGCGUCGAUAGUCUAUUUUCUGAAGGGCCGUUCUGUAACGGAUUAACAAUGUUCGGCGAAGACGCGACUGAACAUUCAAGGCGACCUUCACUUUCUAUCAACACAUCGCUCCCUUCGAUAGCGACAGGACCCGGUUCCGUCUGGACACAUCCUCUCUCCCCCGUGUCGUCUAUAACGCCAGGCUACCACGAGUCUCCGAGCUAUUCAUCCUACGAUCCUUAUAUCUCACCGCUUGGUGGCCAUCAUACACCGCAACUCUCACAUUCUCCCUCCCUCUCUGCUGCAAGCUCGUAUGAAAACUUGUCGGGCAUGUACCAGAACGACGGCAUAUCCCAACAAUGCGUACCGCUGUCACCUGCGUGCGACUAUCAUGACGGCAACGGUUAUUCGAACGAUUUCUCCAUUUUCGUUCACGGACAAGAUUCAUCUCAGACAGAGUUCAUGACGUACGGCUCUCUGUCGAUGCCCAUGUCUCCCGACGACGAGGAUCUCACCCUUCUUAAAGCCAAGUCACAAGGUCUCUUCCAACCGUCGACGUACGAUUUAGACUUCUCGACUUUCGGUUUAAUACAAGGCUACUAACCCCGAGAAGACCCUCAGACAAUACCAGGAUUCACGCUAGAAGUUGAUCUUGGUGAAUUCUCCCUUUCUUCCGAUCUCUUACUAUUUGACAUUCCUUUACUCGUUCUAAUGGAUGCGCGACCCGCCUUCGACCCUCUUCCAUUAUUCUUCUGCUUUCCGGACCUUCUGGAUUCUUGAGCCUCCCUCACCCCGUCUCGAGAUGUAUUACUAGCAACUUCCCGGAUUCUCAGUAUAUUUAUUCCCGAUUUGCUCCAUAUAUUGGCCUUCAUCUCAUUAUUCUCGCCUUCCUCAUACGUCCUGCCUUUCCAGACACCCCCAUACACCAUCUUGUUCUUCAAGUUUGGGACCGCCUCCUUCACCGACAUUCCACUGUUCUUAGCCACUCAAUCAACGUCCCCGGGUUCAAGGCUCAUUUAUUUAUUCAACCCAUAAAAAAUUCCGGACGAGUUAUUCUCAUCCUCUGUGCCCUUAUCUCUUAUUAACCCCCCCCUUCCCUUGUAUAUAGUCAGUUGCCUGUCUUCCCGCUCUUUGUUCCUUUAAUAUCCCCUUUCUGAUUUAUCUCUUCCCUGCCCGCCAUCCUCAAAACCCUUCCCGCCAUCCCUCUUUUGCCCCGUUCCGUGUUUUACGACCACCGGUGGGUAUCAAAUGUUGUUUUUGUCAUUUUUUAUUUAUGAACCCUUGUAUCAACACGAUCCGCCAAUGUUAUAAACGUCACUAUUCAACGUACAUCUACAACCUUGGACUUUGGAAAAUGUUCUUUUGUUACAUGCGGAGGAAAUUUGGUCUCCGGGGUUCUUCAAACACCGGGGGCGAAAUUUACUGGGAGAUGUCAAAAGUCACGUCGAAAUGCGCCAUAUGAAUAUUCUUUCACCUCGGGGAGACGGGGAAGGUGAUAUGAAUAAUAGCGACCGUCUGGACCGGGAUUUCUGUAUGAAGUGAUUUUACUUAACCAGGAAAGGGUUGCAUGGGAGAAAUCCGAGCUUCAGGGCGCAGGGCAUGGGAAAAAUAGGACAGGUGAUCGUCCGUACUUGACUUCUGAC